GGCACAACAAGAGAUUAGGUGGGGAAUAAAUGUGGUGCUUGCAGUGCUGCUUGCCGGUUUUGUUGCUUGUUACAGAUUAUAAAAAAAAUAAGCAAAAGAGGUAUUUAAGCGCGCAAAUGACAGAGCAGAACGUAUGAUUCUCUCUCUCUGCCUCUCUCUCUCUCUCUCUCCCCUCAGCACUGCCCCCACUGAGCCAGUGACCUCACUUGCUUUUUCUCUUCUUUUUUCUCUCUUUUCUUUGUCCCUUUUCUGCUUUCCUAUCCUCCAUUCUCACUUUCUAGUUUAUGCUCUCAAAAAAUACAUUCCCCCUUCCUCUUCUCCGGUUUAAACCAAAAGCUCUUUUAAAAAAAAAAAAUACUGUUUUUGAGCAUCUCCCUUUAGCAACAUUUCAUAUCAAAACCAACUUUUUUAUUCAAACCCAGAUAAGAGGUAGGGUUUCUUCAAAUGCUCAGAGCUUGAAUCUUCAUAUUUUAGCUUUUCUCUGGGUUCCUCUUCAGAAUAGAAGCAAUGGGUGUAAUGGGCAAGAAUUUGUUGGUUUUGUUCCUUAUGAUCUUGCUGCUUUUUGGAGGUGUCUCUUCAGCUCCUUCUACUACUUCACCUGCAAAGAUUGUUAGUGGGUUAUUCUCAAAUGUCGCUUCUGCUUUUAUGAAAUGGUUAUGGUCUCUCAAAGCCACUACUAAAACAGCUAUUUCUGGCCGGCCGAUGAUGAAAUUUGAAAGUGGGUAUACUGUCGAGACGGUGUUUGAUGGAAGCAAGCUUGGGAUUGAGCCUUACUCUGUAGAGGUGUUGCCCAGUGGGGAGCUUCUAAUUUUGGACUCCGCUAACAGUAACCUUUACAGGAUAUCCUCUUCCCUGUCUCUAUACAGCAGACCUAAGCUCGUUGCUGGAUCUCCUGAGGGAUACUCUGGACAUGUAGAUGGGAAGACCAGAGAGGCAAGGAUGAACCAUCCAAAGGGGCUGACAGUAGAUGACAGAGGAAAUAUUUAUAUUGCAGACACCAUGAAUAUGGCAAUCAGGAAGAUAAGUGAUGCAGGGGUUACAACAAUUGCGGGAGGGAAAUGGGGCCGUGGAGGAGGCCAUGUAGAUGGAGCAAGUGAAGAUGCAAAGUUUUCUAAUGAUUUUGAUGUGGUAUACAUUGGAAGCAGUUGCUCUCUGCUUGUUAUAGACAGAGGAAACCGAGCCAUCAGAGAGAUCCAACUCCAUUUUGAUGACUGUGCUUAUCAAUAUGGCAGUGGCUUUCCCCUUGGGAUUGCAGUCCUUGUAGCAGCUGGCUUCUUUGGUUACAUGCUGGCUUUGCUGCAACUUAGGGUGGGAAUGAUCUUUUCUUCUCAGAAUGAUCGGGAUGCAAUGAAAACAAGCACUGCAGCAAGUCCAUAUCAGAAACCUCUUAAAUCAGUCAGGCCACCUUUAAUUCCAACUGAAGAUGAACAAGAGAAGCAUGAAGAAGGCUUCUUUGGAUCCCUUGGCAAGCUUUUUGCCAAUGGUGGAGCAGCUGUUGUUGAAAUUUUGGGAGGAAUAGUUCCUGGUUUUAGAAAGAAGUCACCAAGCUAUCAAUAUCAAAACCAGCCGCAGAUGCAUUCAAAUGCUUGGCCAAUGCAGGACAGCUUUGUGAUAACAGAGGAAGAUGAGCCUCCUUCUAUUGAAACUAGAACGCCAACGCCAAGGAAAACCUAUCCAUUCAUGUCCAAGGAUGCUGAAAAGAAGCAUCAAUGGAAGCCAGGUCGAGCUUUCUAUAGUGGGUGGGAUGAUUUUCAGCAGCAGCAGCAGCAGCACCAAAAACAACAUCAUCAUCGAUAUCAAUCUACAACCCCACACACUUACUAUGAGCAAAGCAAUGAGAAAACAAAUGAGAUUGUGUUCGGGGCAGUUCAGGAGCAGGAUGGGAAGCGUGAAGCUGUGGUGAUUAAGCCUGUUGAUUAUGGAGAGUCCAUUUACAACCACCACAAUAUUCGCUCUAGAACCAAUUAUGUUGGUUACAGUAAUGGGUAUUGAUCAUAUACAUAAGAGAUUUUGGAGUUACAACCUGAUUUGUCUAUUAUUAUUCCUUAAAAAUUUAGGAUACACUUGGCAUCAAGAUUUAAUCCGAGAGAAUGAAUUAUGUGUGGGAGCUGCUAUAGUGCCUUGGAAGGUUUAUUAUUUAGGUCUGGUAAAAAUCUUUGUAGCCCUGUUCCAUAAAGUGACGCUCCUAAGAAACUGGUGGAAGAAAUGAAGCAGUAUCCCUUUCCUUCUUAGAUUGUCUUGUGCCCAACUUUCAUGUUCUCUCUAGUUAUUAUAAAAUUUAAUUUUAUUGUUA
Messenger RNA from Hevea brasiliensis (rubber tree), 2293 nucleotides. RefSeq lists its product as uncharacterized. Gene Ontology annotation, molecular function: protein binding. NCBI's taxonomy places the organism in Eukaryota, Viridiplantae, Streptophyta, Magnoliopsida, Malpighiales, Euphorbiaceae. The coding region runs from base 508 to 1992 and encodes 494 amino acids. The record is from RefSeq and is a predicted model, not a curated record. The transcript is spliced from 7 exons.